This is a messenger RNA of Sitodiplosis mosellana (orange wheat blossom midge), 2143 nucleotides long. RefSeq names its product putative GTP-binding protein 6. The record is from RefSeq and is a predicted model, not a curated record. NCBI's taxonomy places the organism in Eukaryota, Metazoa, Arthropoda, Insecta, Diptera, Cecidomyiidae. The transcript is spliced from 4 exons. Gene Ontology annotation, molecular function: ribosome binding; GTP binding. Bases 447 to 2081 code for a protein of 544 amino acids. Gene Ontology annotation, cellular component: cytoplasm.
ACUUUGGUCUUCUGUCACUUUCAUAACAUAACCAAACAUUUAUUCCAAUUCGAGUCUUGAGUGUUAAUCAGUGUCUCUUGGUGAUUUUCGUUUCUCAUGUGAAAGACAAAUAAAAAUUGAACUGAAAAUUAUGAAUGACUCGAAAAAAUCCCAAAAUACAAACCCAAUUUUUGAUCCAUUAGUUGAAUGUUAUGGGCGCAGUGCGUUGACUGGACUCGCUUCAUUUUGGUUCGUAUUUUCAACAUCGCAUUUCUUGCAAAAACCACUCAGAAAUCGAAUUGGAUAUCCGGUUGCCGGUUCCUUAUUUAUAUCCACAAGCUUAGCGUCCGCUGCUACUUAUUUCAUCACAAAAAAUUAUUUUGAGAAAUUUCCUAAAGCUAAAAGUGAUCCACGUGUGGAGAAUUAAAACCAACCGUCACCAAAGAAAAAAAAGAAAAAAUCAGAAAAUGUUAAGACACUUAAGCACUCGUUUUUUAACCUACACUUAUCUGCGUCGGGCAGCACAGAUCGAAUUAAAUGCAAGACAAUUCAAAUAUCCAUUGGCUUCAAAUUGCGGUGAACUUUUGCAUAUUCGCCAAAAGUAUGUUACAUCUGGCAUUCAGGGAAGACGAAAUUCAAAAACGGCAUCAAAAAAAUACAAUGAAGAAGCUGAAGAUGAAGAUGGUUUUGAUGAACUUGAAAACACCGAAGAUCGAGUGGCUUUGAAAAAUAGCGAAUAUAAUGCGCUUCUGCAUGAAGCGUUCGGUAUGCGCAAAAGUAUACAAUGUGAAGAGAAUGUUUUCGUGAUUCAGCCUUAUGUAAAAUGGGGUCCAAAUAAAUCGAAUGUUUCACCGGAUAUUAAAUUAAAAGAAGCUGAAGACUUGAUACGAUCGCUCGACACAUGGAACAUUACAGAAAGCAUAAAAGUACCAUUGAUCGGAUUUGGGCUACGUACGUUUUUUGGACGUGGAAAAAUGGAUGAGCUGAAAAAACGAGUGAAAAUGUAUAAUGGAGAUAUCGAUCAAAAGGUUAGUGCCGUUUUUGUGAGUGUAAGCAAGUUGGAUCAGCCGCAGAAAAUUCACUUGGAAGCCCUAUUUGGAGUGCCGGUGAUGGAUCGAUUUUCCAUAGUCAUUCAAAUAUUGAGCGCACACGCAACGAGUCGUGAGGCAAAAUUACAAAUUGCCCUAGCUGAACUGCCAUAUAUAUGGCAUCAUUUGGGAACGGAAGACAGUGCUGUUUCUCGUUCAAAAUUGACAGACUCGCAGAGAAGGAUGCUUCGUACCCGAGAGCGACGAAUCAAAAAUGAGUUGGAACAUAUUCGAGAGCAUCGAAAAAUGGUUCGCAAAAGAAGACUUAGUAAGGAAUAUCCCAUUGUGGCUGUUGUCGGCUACACAAACGCCGGAAAGACAUCUCUGAUAAAAGCACUUACAAACCAGGACAAAUUAGAACCGAAGAAUAAACUUUUCGCUACGCUUGAUGUCACAGCGCAUGCUGGCCGACUUCCAUGCAAUCUGCAGGUCAUUUACAUUGAUACAAUUGGUUUUAUGUCCGACAUUCCGACAGAAUUGAUCGAAUGUUUCAUCACAACGUUGGAAGAUGCAAUGAUGGCGGAUUUGAUAAUCCACGUACAAGACGUUGCUCACAUUAAUGUUGCCGACCAAAGGCAACAUGUUGAACGAACACUCCGCCAACUCAUGUACAGUUCGGAAUCUGAGAGAAGUCAACUAUUCCGAAAUAUCAUAAAUGUGGGAAAUAAGUGUGAUUUGGUAGAAGACCUGGACGAAAGCAAACAGUCAUUUGAAAAGAAGCCGGAUAGGAAUGAAACUUCCGAGCCGAUGCAUUUCGUUUCAUGCCACAAGGGUUCGGGCGUUGAAAAUCUGAUAAAUGCGAUCGAGAAAAAUAUCCUAAAAGUGACCAACAGAAAGAAAAUGAUAAUUCGAGUACCUCAGGGUGGCGAAGAGCUUGCUUGGCUCUAUAAAAAUACAGCGGUUAUACAAACCGACAUUUGUGACAAAAAUAACGAGUAUUUGAAUGUUCACGUUUUACUUACUGAUCUAAAUUUAACACAAUUUAAAAAUAAUUUUUUGAAAAAAGUCAAAUAGAUAAUGAAAAAUAGAAAAAUUUACUUUACUCAAGUCAAUAAAAACACAUGAAAAAUCUAAAA